This is a messenger RNA of Peromyscus leucopus (white-footed mouse), 1249 nucleotides long. Its product is annotated as histone H2A-Bbd type 2/3-like. The coding region runs from base 675 to 1049 and encodes 124 amino acids. Gene Ontology annotation, molecular function: protein heterodimerization activity; DNA binding; structural constituent of chromatin. The record is from RefSeq and is a predicted model, not a curated record. The transcript has a single exon. Lineage: Eukaryota; Metazoa; Chordata; Mammalia; Rodentia; Cricetidae. Gene Ontology annotation, cellular component: nucleosome.
AGCAAACCUGUAAGGGGAAAAAAAAAAAUCCCAACUCAGCAACAAAAGCAAACACCACACUAAAGAAUAGCAUCAGAUCUCUGGUCAGCAACCCUUGGAGACUGAGCAAUACACCGCUGGGGGAACAAUGAGUCAUUGAAGAAAUCAAGGAGAAAAUUUUAAAUUCCCACUGCCUGGGCGGAGGAUAUGGCUCAGUGAGUAAAGUGGUGGCUGUGCAAGCACAGGGACCUGAGUUCGAAUCCCCAACACCCAGGUAAAAGCUGAGCACGGCAACUUCACCUGUAACCCCAGCAGUGGCAGAGGUGUGCAGGGACAGGUGAGGCCUGUUGGCCACCCAGUUUAUCUGAAAUACCGGGCUCCAUGUUCAGUGAGAGACCCCGUCUCAAAAAAUGAGAUGGAGAGCAACCGAAGACACCUGGCCAAAGUGUUGAGGUGACCACAGCAACCCUAGCGAGGUCUGGCUGGGAGCCAUCACACACCACACGUCAUCAGUGGGAGCUGGAGUGGGAGCACAGAAGAGUGAACUUCGACCGUGAGGGGUCGCUAGGAUACGCAGCCAGACGCAGAGGGGGCCCUUGGGAUCAGCCUGGAGGCCCAGAGCCCAGCCGGCCAGCAGAGAGCAGCCAGGUGGAGCGGAACCAGCCUGUGAGGUGAGGUCGCGCUCCGAGGCCAACAUGCCCAGGACCAGACAGGGCAGCCGUCGAGGGUCGUCGUCGUCGUCGUCUCGCCGCUCCCGCACCUCCAGAGCCGAGCUGACCUUCUCUGUGAGCCUGGUGGAACACCAUCUUCGGGAGAGCGGCCAUGCCCGGCGGCUGAGCGAAACGGUGCCCAUCUUGCUGACCGCCAUCCUGGAGUUCCUGACCCGCAGGCUGCUGGAGCUGGCAGGCAAUGAGGCCCAACGCCGAGGCGCACAGAGGCUCAUCACCCCGGAGCUGCUGGACGUGACUGUCUACAAUAACACGCAGCUCAGCCAACUGUUCCAGUUCGCCACCAUCUCCCAGGUGGCCCCGGCUGGUGGCCCUCCUCGUGGGCGUCGACGUCGACGCUAGCUACUACCUGCUGCUGUUGCUGCUGCUGGCUGGCUCCGGGUUGCUGACCUGCCCACCCGCCCCAGUCCAUCCACCGAGCAUCGGUUCAUCCCGGUUCAUCCCGCCCAAACUUUCCCACAGACAGCCCGGCGAGGCUGGUCAGCCUCGUCCCUUCCUUCUCCCUGUUGUGCUCUUAUUAAAGCUUUGGUUCGAGAAGCCCA